AUGCAUGGCAUCCUCGCACUCUCCGCACUGCACCUGGCCUCCCUGCAUCCAGACCGCAAGCGCGAGUACACGACGCAGUCGGCCCGCCACCAAGAAGUCGCCCUCUCCCGCCUCCGCACCGGCCUAUUCGACACCACCGAGGAAAAUUGCUUCGAGCAUUUCCUCCUCGCCUACCUCGUCAUCCUCUUCAACUUCUACUCGAUCGGCAACCCCCUCCCCGACGACGACGACGACGACGACAGCGGGCGUCCUCCCGCCCCUCUCGACAUGCACGAGCUCGGCCAAACGCUCUUCCUUGGCCAGGGCAUCAUGAACAUGAUCUCCACCCCCGAGACCUGGUCGUGGAUGAAGCGCGGCCCGCUCUCCGCCCUCUUCAACACCCAGCACAAGAACCCCACGCCGUCCAACCUCGCAGGUCACCACCACAACGCAACAUCAUCAUCAUCAUCAUCAUCAUCGUCAUUCCCCCACCGCCUCACCCUCCUCACCGACCUCGUCUCCUCCAUCGGCGGCUCCCCCGCCGAGUCCAAAGCCCGCGCCUCCUGCCUCCUCGCCUGCGACGCGCUGCGCCGCGCCUACGGGGCCGCCGUGCUCAUCCCCCACAACAAAAGCAAUAACAGCAGCAGCACCACCGACGACGACGACCCCACUAACACCCCCACCCCCACUAACACCCCCACCCCCACCACCACCACCACCACCACCACCCAGCAAAAGAGCCGCCCCCGCCGUCCCCGCGCCGAAGCCACCCCCGUCUGGGUCUGGCUCACGCUCCUCCCGGCCGACUUCCGCGCCCACGUCGCGGGCGGGCACCCGGUCGCGCUCGUCGUGCUGGCCCACUACGCGGCGCUGGUGCGGUGCUUCGAGGACCGCUGGUACCUGGCGGGCUGGAGCGGGCGGGUGCUGGAGGCGGUGGAGCGGGCGUUGGUGGGGGUGGCGGGGGCGGCGGGGGCGGGGGAUAUGGGUGGUGGUGGUGGGGAGGAAGGAGGAGGAGAGGAGGAGGAAGAGGACGAGAAGCGGCGGCGGUGCGGUUGGCGGGAGUGGUUGGAGUUUCCGAAGCGGUUUGGGGCGGCGGAGUUGGAUGAGGCGAUUAGGGAGGGCUGGGAGAGGGAGAAGCAGAAAGAGAGGGAGAGGGAGGGAGAGAGAGAGGGCGGCGGCUGGGUUCAAACAAAUGCGUCAUCGUGA
Diplodia corticola is the source of this 1185-nucleotide messenger RNA. Its product is annotated as c6 zinc finger domain-containing protein. NCBI's taxonomy places the organism in Eukaryota, Fungi, Ascomycota, Dothideomycetes, Botryosphaeriales, Botryosphaeriaceae. Gene Ontology annotation, biological process: regulation of transcription by RNA polymerase II. Gene Ontology annotation, molecular function: DNA-binding transcription activator activity, RNA polymerase II-specific. The record is from RefSeq and is a predicted model, not a curated record. Bases 1 to 1185 code for a protein of 394 amino acids. The transcript has a single exon.